CCCAUUGCCAUGGUGGGCUGUGGCGAACCCCAAUCAUGCCAUCCACAAAUUAAUAAUAUUAUGAUUUUUGCUAUAAAAUUUCAAAAUUAGUUUGCACUUUGGACAAACCAAAUCGUUUUUCUCUUUUCAGAAGAAAAAUUCAGAAUCUGAAGUGGAGGUUCGUUCAGAUUCAAAGCAAUAUUCAAUUAUUCAUUGCCACUUCCUUCACGUCUCCAUAUUCAUCGAAAGGGAAACACUCUCCGGGAUCUAAGCCCGAAUUUGGAGCCCCCAGUUGGAUUCCGUUCGGUUUCAUCUGGUUCUGGUUCGAACCCAGAAAAAGAAUUAUACAGGAAAAUGAGCAAUCUGAGGACGAUUUGUAGAUCGCACACGGUGUUCUCGUCGAUCGCCAGCUGUUGCAGGGACAGAGUUCGGGUUCGUUCGCGCUCUGUGGUUAGGGUUUCGAUACGGAACCCUAAUUCAAAGCCUCGAUUGUCCUCGCCCUCCUUGUUGUCUUCUCGGUUCGAUUCCUCAGACUUGCCCAAAUACGAGCCCUGGUUGAGGCUUAAUCAGAGGAGGACCGUGGUUAGGGCGUCUAAUUGGAACGACCCCAAAUCUCCCUAUGAGACUCUCGAGUUGGAAGGAGAUGCUGAUGAAGAGAAAAUAAAGUUAGCUUAUCGACGUUUGGCCAAAUUCUAUCACCCAGAUGUUUAUGAUAGUAGGGGGACCCUUGAGGAAGGGGAAACAGCUGAAGCUCGAUUCAUCAAGAUUCAAGCUGCUUAUGAGUUGCUUAUGGAUCGGGAGAAGCGAAGGCAAUAUGAUAUUGACAAUCGAGUCAACCCAAUGAAGGCAUCUCAAGCAUGGAUGGAGUGGCUCAUGAAAAAGCGAAAAGCUUUUGACCAGCGGGGUGAUAUGGCCGUUGCAGCUUGGGCUGAACAGCAGCAGCGUGAGAUGAAUCUCCGCGCACGCCGUCUCUCUCGUUCAAAGAUUGAUCCUGAAGAAGAAAGGAAGAUUCUGGCAAAAGAAAAGAAAGCAUCAAUGGAGAAUUUUAACAAUACCCUCAGGCGGCAUACACUUGUGUUGAGAAAAAGAGACAUAAUGCGAAGGAAAGCAGAAGAGGAAAAGAAGAAGGUUAUCAGCCAACUUCUGGCUGCCGAGGGUCUGGAGCUUGAAACAGACAGUGACGAAGCAGCCUAGACCAGACAGACGAUUUUUAUUUUGAUUUUUUUUGUGCUAACUUUUUUAAUUAAAAAUAUUUGAAAAAAGAAAGGUGUACAUAUUAUUGCUCAGUCACAGAUAAGUUGCAUUCAUCUAAAAACCAUUAUUACAAGUACAAGUAAAAUGACUAGUUAGUUGCA
Molecule: messenger RNA, 1334 nt
Organism: Diospyros lotus (date-plum)
Lineage: Eukaryota; Viridiplantae; Streptophyta; Magnoliopsida; Ericales; Ebenaceae
Exons: 5
Coding region: 334-1173 (279 amino acids)
Source: RefSeq, a predicted model, not a curated record